GCCGACGCUGAGUUGGGGUUCGGGUGGACUCGGGUCCUGUCGUGGAAGGAGGUGGUGGAGUCUGCUGUGCUUGGCCACAUCCAUGAAGAUGAAUGGCUGGGUUUCGAGCAUGCUCUGCCUAUCCAUCGUCCUCUUUCUGCUGUUAAAGGGUACCUUUACCCGGAAAAGCCAAGAUCUCCAUUGUGGAGCAUGUAGGGCCCUGGUAGAUGAACUGGAAUGGGAAAUUUCUCAGGUAGACCCCAAGAAAACCAUCCAGAUGGGUUCCUUCCGUAUCAAUCCAGAUGGAAGCCAGUCGGUUGUAGAGGUGCCCUAUGCCAGGUCUGAAGCUCACCUGACGGAACUGUUGGAGCGCAUUUGUGAGAACAUGAAAGAAUAUGGAGAGAAGGUGGAUCCUUCCACUCAUCGUAAAAGCUAUAUGAGGGUUCUCUCUCAUGAUGGGACUAAAAUGGACCUUUCUGAGACCAAAUUUGACGGUGAUGUGACAUCAAGCCUGAAAUUUGCGUGUGAGAGUAUAGCCGAAGAGUAUGAAGAUGAGCUCAUAGAGUUCUUCUCCCAUGAGGCAGAAAACGUCAAGGACCGACUAUGCAGCAAACGCACAGAUCUGUGUGACCAUGCCUUGCAUCUCCCACAUGAUGAACUGUAACAUGCAUAGGCUUGACUAGUCGGGUGGAUGAUCUGGGAUGA
Molecule: messenger RNA, 684 nt
Organism: Euleptes europaea (tarantolino)
Lineage: Eukaryota; Metazoa; Chordata; Lepidosauria; Squamata; Sphaerodactylidae
Gene: CNPY2
Product: canopy FGF signaling regulator 2
Exons: 6
Coding region: 83-643 (186 amino acids)
Cellular component (GO): endoplasmic reticulum
Source: RefSeq, a predicted model, not a curated record